Coregonus clupeaformis (lake whitefish) is the source of this 1664-nucleotide messenger RNA. RefSeq names its product vacuolar protein sorting-associated protein 13D-like. The transcript has 10 exons. Lineage: Eukaryota; Metazoa; Chordata; Actinopteri; Salmoniformes; Salmonidae. The coding region runs from base 609 to 1625 and encodes 338 amino acids. The record is from RefSeq and is a predicted model, not a curated record. Gene Ontology annotation, biological process: mitochondrion organization; protein targeting to vacuole; protein retention in Golgi apparatus. Gene Ontology annotation, cellular component: extrinsic component of membrane.
CGAGUCUCAUAGCAAAGGGUCUGAAUACUUAUGUAAUUAAGGGGCUGUUUGACGGGGCUGAAGUGGUUCUGGGGCAGGCUGCAGGCCUGCUGGAGCUUGGCCCAGAGCAGCAGUUCAUUAACCAGAAGAUGAGGCCUGGCUCCGGGGUGCUGUCUGUCCAUGUCCUGCCUGACGGACCCACACGAGUCCCGCAGAUCAGUGACUUCAACCAGCGGCGAAUUAACCGGACAUCCCCGAGCACAGAGGAGGACCAGAACAAAGACAAUGUUCAGAUUCCAGAGCAGGAACUGGAGGUGUUGGUGAACUUGGAGGAAUAGCUGCUAGAAGAGCUGGUGUUCACUACGCUGUUGAGUAUAGACGUCCAAUUCACGCACACCGCAGCCAACGAGGUCCUGGAGAUGGGGAUCCAGAACAUCCAGGUGGAUAACCAGCUCCUGGGCACCACUCAGCUGGUGAUGCUGUGUGUGUCCCUAGGCUCCAGUAGUGAUAGCAACAUUGUGGACACUGGCGCCGCCCUGCAGGUCAACUCCGUUAAAGUCCCCAGCAGCCUCAUGCUCACCGACAUCUUCAAGUUUGCAGGGACCUUGUCAGAUGGGUAGGGCAAGACCAUGGACAACCGACGUCAGAGCGAACGAGAGUACAUCCGUUACCAUGGCACCACCAACCAUCUGGUGGCCGGGAAUCAUGGAUUGGCUCAUGGUAUCAUCGGUGGCGGGUUGAUCAGCGUCAUCACGUCCACAGUGGAGGGGGUGAAGACCGAGGGAGGGGUCAGUGGCUUCUUCUCAGGCUUGGGGAAAGGUCUGGUCGGUACGGUAACCAAGCCGGUGGCCAGAGCGCUGGACUUUGCCUCGGAGACAGCACAGACGGUCCGAGACAUGUCCAGCCUAAGUAACCACAGGUUGAUUGUGCUGCGGGUGAGGAAGCCACGCUGCUGUAAGGUACCCCAGGGCCUGCUGCCCCGCUUCUCCUCCACCCAGGGCCUGCUGCCCCACUUCUCCUCCACCCAGGGCCUGCUGCCCCGCUUCUCCUCCACCCAGGGCCUGCUGCCCCACUUCUCCUCCACCCAGGGCCUGCUGCCCCACUUCUCCUCCACCCAGGGCCUGCUGCCCCGCUUCUCCUCCACCCAGGGCCUGCUGCCCCGCUUCUCCUCCACCCAGGGCCUGCUGCCCCGCUUCUCCUCCACCCAGGGCCUGCUGCCCCGCUUCUCCUCCACCCAGGGCCUGCUGCCCCGCUUCUCCUCCACCCAGGGACUGCUGCCCCACUUCUCCUCCACCCAGGCCGACGGACAGGAGCAGCUCUUCCACCUCACUGACAACAUCCACUCUGAGUUCUUCAUUGCUGUGGAGCCCAUUGACACCCACUGUGUGCUCAUAUCUUCCAAAGUGGUCUACUUCCUCAAACCCUGUGAAUUUGUAGACCGCAAUGCCAUCUUCCUGGAGGUCAAGUAUGAUGACCUGAACCACUUCCUGGUCUCAAAGGACCAUGGGAAGGUGUAUGUGCAGCUCACCAAGAAGGCAGAGCACCAGCAGUGGCGUAGCCAUGCCAGGCCCUCCCAACAGAAGCCUAUGAGCGAGAAUCUUGCUGUGAAAAUCUCCGGGCCGCCCCCAGGUGGUAAGGGUAGGUAACAACACAUCUGCCACACUGAUCCUCAACACGGGGGCCCC